AUGAUUGGGUUUUACAAGCCAAAGACGUAUCGGAGCACAAAGGGGUGCUGCAUCUGUAAAACCAAAUCCUCUAGCUCUCGCUUCACCGACAGCAAACGAUAUGAAGGGGACUUCAUCAACUGUUUUGGGUUACAUGAGAGCCGCUCCGGCGAUAUCUGCAAUGCAUGUGUCCUGCUGGUGAAAAGGUGGAAGAAACUUCCUUUUGGCUCCAACAAGAACUGGAAUCACGUAGUGGAUGCUCGUGGAGGUCACAACUUAAAAGCUUUGAAGAUGAAACCAAGAAAGAUAAAAUCCCUCGCUUCUCGGAGAAAGAAGAAUGAAAAGGCAGCAAAUCUAAAGAAGAAAACUACAGGUCACUUUUCUGAUGCUCAGAGCUCUUCAAGUAUGUCCCCAGCAUAUUCCACGACCUGCAGCAAUCCUUCCGAUACGGACACUGAUACUGAAGUCAGAUCUGCCCCCAAGAGAAGCUCAUUCUUCUCCUGCCUCGAUCCCACCUAUUGGACAAGACAGAAGGUGUGCUGUGGCAUUGUUUAUGAAGGCCUUCAUGGAGAGAUUAUUAUUGACGCUAAACUUUUCAAUCCGUGUUGCCGCAAGAAAACUGAAAAUUCUCAACCAGAAGCACAACUCGCCCAAGCAACGAGACCAACAUUAUAGUGACCAUCUCCCAGAUCUAAGGCAAAGGGUUCUCCCUUUCCUGCUGCCAAAGAACUCUUAAUAAUUUGGUGCUUGAGAAAUCCACAACUUUUUUUUUUUUAAUGUGUAUAUAAACUCUGCCAGUUUUUUUUAUAUUGUAAAUAGGAAUUUAUUUAACAUGACACAGCAGUCCGGUGCUAUAUUGUUACCUUUUUUACGCCUCAAGUAGAGAAGCUUUGGCACCUGAAUUGUACAUAAGAUAUGUGUAGUAUAUAUUUAACAUGUGAAUAUGUAUCCCCUUCGUGCAUCACUUAUACGUUGUACAAAGAAAGAUAAUCAAGUACGUAUACUGUAUUACUAGAAUGGUCCUGAUGGGCACAUUUCCUGUGGUCUAAUUGUCUAAUCU
Molecule: messenger RNA, 1039 nt
Organism: Bombina bombina (fire-bellied toad)
Lineage: Eukaryota; Metazoa; Chordata; Amphibia; Anura; Bombinatoridae
Gene: SINHCAF
Product: SIN3-HDAC complex associated factor
Exons: 5
Coding region: 1-654 (217 amino acids)
Biological process (GO): negative regulation of cell migration
Source: RefSeq, a predicted model, not a curated record